Lolium perenne is the source of this 2728-nucleotide messenger RNA. RefSeq lists its product as uncharacterized. The record is from RefSeq and is a predicted model, not a curated record. Lineage: Eukaryota; Viridiplantae; Streptophyta; Magnoliopsida; Poales; Poaceae.
UGUGACUGUUUUUUAGCAGUUCCUUGAGAAUAAUUGCAAAAUUUAGCCGCUGUUCUUCCUCCUCUCGCCUAUUCUCUCAUUCUCUUUUCUGAUUUCUCUUCCAAAUUAUUCACUUCCCAGUCUCGAUCAUUCCUCGCAAUCUGCGCCCCCGGCAACCUCCCCGCCGGUGAAGGGAGACAAGCCAGACCUCCUUCCGCUGAAGUCUUUUUCGCAAGCGUGGAGUGGAGAAGAAGGGGACCCCGGAGAAGAAAACCAUCCCCUACUUGGAUGCAUGUCUUCUUUAAUUGCGCGCAGGAUCGAGUUUCAGUUGACCCAACAGUUAAUUUAGCGACCUUUUCCCCCGCAAAAAAAACAGUUAAUUUAGCGAGAAUUUUUGGGGGAUUCAAUUGAACCUUCAUGCCCGCUCUGAGAACGCCCCUAGAACUCAAGAUUCAAGAACCAUUCCCCACCAAUGGAUGAUGUGGGAGGGGACAUUCUCGCGUCUCUCGGCCGCGUGCGCCUCGGUGAUCUCGCGGCCGUCGAGGGCCUCGCUUCUGACAGCUACAAGAUUUGCGUAUCGACACUGAUGCAGUCGCUGGCUCAGUACUCGGCGGCUAUCAUCCAGCUGCCUCCGGCCGACGCUGCCCUGUUAAGGUCUGGCCUGGACUCCACUCGCCUCUUCUUCCACCAGCGAGGGUAUGGUUCGGGCGAGGUUGUCCACUCGGAGGAUGACGCCCGCGAGUGGUGCAAGACUUCUGGUUACUAUGCAGAUCCCCAAAUGUGGCUGGAAAUGUAUGAUUACAGGCCUGGUAUUACUGCAAGGGAGCACAAUGGUGCGAUGGAAUUGACCCCCUCUGGCCUGCCCGACAUAUUUUCGGUGCUUGGAAAAGUUUGCAGGGAUAUUCUUGAUGCGAUUAGCUUCUCACUGAAUCUCCGUACUUGUGUGUUUACUGAGAUACUUGACAACAUGCCAUUGAGGGGACAGGAAGUGUCCUCCUCUGUUCUUUCAGCAUGUUGUCAUUCAAGGCCGUCAUUUGAAGGAGCACAGCAGCAUCGUGUUGCUUCUCCUAAUGAUAGUCAAUUGCUCAUGUUCUCUGAGCAGGAGGAACAGAUUGAUAAGACUUUGCUUACCCUAGUUAAGUCUGAUAGGUCCGGAUUGUAUGUCAAGGACUUGCAUGCACGCUGGAUUCUUGUUGACGGGGACCUUGGUCCGCAUGAUAUUGUCGUCUAUCCUGGUCUUGCUCUUUAUCAGGAAACAGCCGGCUAUGUAAAUCCAGCUGUGCACAAGACAGAGGUUGGGAACUUGCAGGGAUGUAGGUUUGGGCGUUGUUCCUUGGCUUUUAAGCUCACGCCGAGAUCAGUUGCUAGGUUGAGUGAUUCAGAAAUGGGAGCUGCUGGUCAUGGUGUUGAUACUCAAUUUCAGGUCCCCAUACCUGUUACUGAUUUCAUGCAGACACACCAUUCUGCUGAUCAACUUUUCCCCAAGAACAAUGAAUUGUCAUCCCGGGCAGAACAAGAUGCAUCGUCUAACUCCACGACGAAGAAAAAGAAGGGAAGUACAAGAACAAAUUCACUCCCUCCUUCGAAAAGACUUCGCCUAGAGGCGCAGAGAGUGCUCAAGGAGCGUGUCCAGGAUAUUGCAGACGGGAGAGGCAUCAAACUGAGAUUUUGCAAUCUCAAAGAAUGUGAAAGUCAUAUACGAUCAUUGCACAGUCCGUGCGAGAACAUCAGAACCGAAAUUGGGUGGCCGCAAGGGGUUCCAUUUGUCCAUCCCCAUGACCUUCCAAACAAGGCAAAGCUCAGGUUUCUGGAAACUUAUGAACCAGGAUGGACUGCUUCCCAGCAGGACGAUUUUUCUUCUGCAGGAGCCAGUCUCUGUAAAUGUGGAUAUGUUUUGACUUGCCAAAGGUUGGCCAGUAGUCUGAUGAUUUCACCUCAUGUUUGAGGAGGUAGGAAUAUGUACUGACACCCGGACGCCAGAAAUAUAUACUCAUAAUGUUCAGCGUGUGUAAGUAGAACUACCUUGUGACCUAGGAUUGUAGGCGGCGCCUGUCACCCCAGAGGAAGUACUAUGAUCCUGCUACAGGGCCCUAGUUCAUGGUGCGGUUGAGUUGCAGAUAUGACGCCAAACUUGGAAUUCCUGGGUGCCUAGCCAGGUGAACCUCUUCAUUCGUUCGGUGAUCUAGGAACCUGGACUGCCUGUCGAGGAGAGGGCUGCCUCAUGUCUCAGCUUGCCUUCUUUGGGACGAAUCAAGCGAGACCAUGCAACAACUUCUUGUCAGUUGCCCUUACUCUCUCCAAAUCAGGUGCAAGGUACUGUACUGGAUCCAGUCUACAGGUUUGAUUCAGUCAACUGACGAUGCUGUCAUGGACUGGUGGACCAGAAGGGUCUCGCCUCUGUGAUGCUUCUCACGGUUGGUGGAUUUGGAACUUGGAAACCAGAACUGUUGCAAUUUUAACUGACAUGAUAUCACCUGGAUGUUCAAGACCUGAUGCUUUUGCAUUUAUGGUUGAAGAGAGUUCGCAAGCCCAUGUGCUGAAGAGCCACGAGCAACCAACCCUCCUGCCAGAGUAGGCAAAGGGUCUCUUGUAAUGUAACCAUGGCCUAGUUUUCCCUGGCACUCCGUGUGUAGUUGGAUUCUUCGUUCUAUGGUUCUUGAAAAGCCUUCGUUCUAUCAAUGAAUUGGAACACAAAACUUUUGUGAUUUCUCGAGACACAAAAAGGAGUGGUGUUUGUCGUUUCUUAUCA